AUGCCGUUGAGUAAUAGCAGUGGCCUUGGUAAAAAGCCAAGCCUGAAAGUGCACAUCAAUACCACCAGUGACUCCAUCCUCUUGAAGUUCCUGCGUCCAAAUCCAAACGUAAAGCUGGAAGGUUUUCUCCUGGGAUAUGGCAGCAACGUGUCUCCAAACCAGUACUUUCCUCUUCCUACAGAAGGAAAAUUCACGGAGGCUGUAGUCGAUGCAGAGCCGAAGUAUCUGAUAGUCGUGCGACCUGCUCCUCCUCCCAGCCAGAAGAAGUCAUGUUCAGGGAAAUCUCGCCCUCGCAAACCCCUCCAGCUGGUGGUGGGUACGUUGACACCGAGCUCUGUCUUCCUGUCCUGGGGGUUCCUCAUCAACCCACACCAUGACUGGACAUUGCCGAGUCACUGUCCCAAUGACAGAUUUUAUACAAUUCGAUAUAGAGAAAAAGAUAAGGAAAAGAAAUGGAUUUUUCAACUCUGCCCAGCUACUGAAACAAUUGUGGAAAAUCUAAAGCCCAACACAGUUUAUGAAUUUGGUGUGAAAGACAAUAUAGAAGGUGGAAUUUGGAGUAAGAUUUUCAAUCAUAAGACUAUUGUUGGAAGUAAAAACAAAGUAAAUGGAAAAAUCCAAAGCACUUAUGACCAGGUCCACUCAGUGCCAGCAUAUGUCCCAAGGAAGCUAAUCCCAAUAACAAUCAUCAAGCAAGUGAUUCAGAAUGUUACCCACAGGGCUUCAACCAAAUCCCCAGACAAGACUCCUUUCGGAGGAACAAUAUUGGUUCAUCUUAUUAUUCCGGGUCUUAAUGAUUCCACUGUAAAACUUCCCACAUCCAUAAUGCUUGAGAUUUCGGAUGCUCUCAAGGCACAAUUGGCUAAGAAUGAAACAUUGGCUUUACCAACAGAAUCUAAAACACCAGAGGUUGAAAAAGUGGCAGGGCAGCCAGUAACAGUGACUCCGGAAACAGUUUCAAGAAGUACUAAGCCCACCCCGUCUAGUGCUUUAGACAUGGCAGAGACAGCACUGGCUUCAAGUGAAGAGCCAUGGGUGGCACCUGGAUCUAAAGCAUCUGAAGAUUCCAGAGUUGUACAGCCUCAAACUGCAACUUACGAUGUUAUCUCAAGCUCGACAACUUCAGAUGAGACAGAAAUAGAGCCUCACCCAGCAACAAGUGAUCCUAUUCUGGACUCUGUCCCACCUAAAACUUCUAGAACUGCUGAACAGCCAAGGGCAACACUGGCUCCAAGUGAAGCAUCAUUUAAUCCCAAAAUGCCAGAAAUCUUCACCAGUCCUGAAGUGCAACCUACAACAGCUGCUCCCCAGCAAACUACAUCUAUCCCUUCCACACCCAAACGACAGUCAACACCCAAACCACCAAGAGUCAAACCUGGAAGAACGGACAAGUCCAAGGACAAAUGCUCCGAAAUUUCUAAACGUCCUGAUGCUACUCAGUGCCUGUAUCUGUUCUUUCUUCCCAACUACGGAGAAUGCAGCACCCUGGCUCUUUUUUCCUGCUGUAUCCUGGAACCUGUCACUCUUAGACCUGAGGUCCAAGUAACAACACUAGAUUCCAAAAAAUCACACAGAAAAAAGCAACGGUUACAUCCCAAACCAAAGCCUAUGCCAAGUCCUGAAGUACCUGAGUCUAAGCCAGUUCCUUCAAGAGAACGUGAACCUGCGACACUCAGAACUGAGACUUGGGUGACAACAAAAGCUCCUAAAACACCAAAACGAACCCGUCAUCCACGCCCCAAACCUCAAACCACACCACCUACUGAGGCUCCUCUAACUAAACCUGUUGCUGCUACAGAUCUUGAACCCAGUGCUCUUAGCACCGACGUGCCUGCGACCGUGGUUCUUGCUACAGCCCUUGUACCUGUCACUCUUAGGACCAAGGCUCCCAAGUCAACAUUAGCUCCUAAAGUACAGCGGACACGCCGUCCACGUCCCAGACCUAAAACCACAGCAAGUACUGCUCCUACUGAAAUGCAAACUCUUGUUUUGAAACCAGUGACCUCGCCAAGCCUAGAAAUUACACAAAGUCAAUCCGUUUCUGAUGACCUGGAAUUGGUUGCAUUUAGUACUGAGUCACCACAGAAGACAAUAGCUCCGGGCAGACAACCAGCGCGCCUCCCCAAGCUCAAAACACCACACUCAAGAAUGCCAGCAAAAGAGCCAGUUCCUAAGGGAUCCCUGCAUACUACUUCAAAGCCCAAAAUGCCACCAAGUCCUGAAGUGGCAGACACUACAUCUGCGCCAAAAGAUGAACGACUUUCCCAUGAGCAGAUCUCGAGGUCUCUCCACCAGCACCUUAGAGACACGGGCAUUCCUCUCAUACCUGUGAUUUCACAGGAUAGUCAAGAGGAGCUACAAACCACCAUGGUAAAUUCACCACACAGAUUACACACGGCUCCUGUGAGGCCCAGAAUACCUGACAGGCCACAUGGCAGGCCUGGGACCAAGCAAGCACCUAAGCCAUCAAGUACUGGGAGAAAUAUGUCAGUGGACUCACAUGCCACAAGAAAACCAGGCCCAAUCCCAGGGACUCGUCGCCCAUCCAUACCACAUAGACAUGCGUCCCCUAGACCUGUGUCUCCACAGAGAAAGCCUUUACCACCAAAUAAUGUCACCGGAAAGCCAGGAAGUGCAGGAAUCGGUUCCUCCGGCCGGGUAACUUCCCCACCCCCGAAGGUAACACUCAAACCUAUUGGAACAGCCACAGAGAGACCAGGGGCAGAAAAAAAGCAACCAACUGCUCCUGCUUCAGAAGAAGAGUUUGGUAAUACAACUGACUUUAGUUCAAGUCCCACCAAAGAAACCGAUCACCUUGGGAAGCCUAGAUUCGUAGGUCCCCAUGUGCGAUACAUCCCCAAGCCUGAGAACAAGCCCUGUUCCAUCACUGACUCCGUCAGACGGUUCCCUACAGAGGAAGCCAUGGAGGGGAAUGCCACCAGCCCACCCCAGAACCCACCCACCAACCUCACCGUGGUCACUGUUGAAGGCUGCCCCUCAUUUGUCAUCUUGGACUGGGAAAAACCUCUAAAUGACACUGUCACUGAAUAUGAAGUCAUAUCCAGAGAAAAUGGGUCAUUCAGUGGGAAGAACAAGUCCAUUCAAAUUACAAAUCAAACAUUUUCUACAGUAGAAAAUCUGAAACCAGAUACAAGCUAUGAAUUUCAGGUGAAACCCAAAAAUCCACUUGGUGAGGGCCCCGCCAGCAACACGGUGGCGUUCAGUACUGAAUCAGCUGACCCAAGAGUGAGUGAACCAAUUUCUGCAGGAAGAGAUGCCAUCUGGACUGAAAGACCCUUUAAUUCAGACUCUUACUCAGAAUGUAAAGGCAAACAGUAUGUUAAAAGGACGUGGUAUAAAAAAUUUGUCGGAGUGCAGCUAUGUAACUCUCUCAGAUACAAGAUUUAUUUGAGCGAUUCCCUCACAGGCAAGUUUUACAACAUAGGAGAUCAGAGGGGCCAUGGAGAAGAUCACUGCCAGUUUGUGGAUUCAUUUUUAGAUGGUCGCACAGGACAGCAACUCACCUCUGACCAGUUACCCACCAAAGAAGGCUAUUUCAGAGCUGUUCGUCAGGAACCUGUCCAAUUUGGAGAAAUAGGUGGACAUACCCAAAUCAAUUAUGUCCAGUGGUAUGAAUGUGGGACCACAAUACCUGGAAAAUGGUAGAUGCAACAAAAUUAUUUCCAGAGUACUUCUGGUUCAUUAUAGCAAAAAGAAACAACAACAACAAAAAACCCAUUGGAAAUAAUGGUAUUUGUCACACCUAUUCAAAGCUAUUUUUGUUUACUAUGUGUAAGUUUGCGAUCUAACUGAUAGCAGUACUAGAUGUUUAUUAUUAGAAAAGAUUACUGAGAAUAUUUAUCAGGUUUUACAAAGUCAUUUUUAAAAAGCAAGAUAUUAACAUUAAUAGAAUAACAUUUUAGGGAAGCUGGCUCCCUAUUCAUAUUUUAAGAGAUCAUUUGUAUAUUAUUUAUCACACUGUUGUAAUGUUUUCAGAUACUUUUAUAACAAAAUUGUCCAAAGUCUUUAAUAAUCUUUAUAAAAAGUAUUUACUUUAUUGAUGUGUACGUGUUGUUGGUGAAUUAAUUCCAUAAAUCUCUUCUUGGUUUAACUUAUUGGAUCAAAUAAUCUUCAGCAUAUACAUGUGACAGAAAGUAGUUCAAAUACUUACGUUAAUGUAAACUUCCAUUUUUAGAAUCAGAUGAACAGAUUUUAAGUUUAAAUAGUUAUAUAUUCAUGCUAAUAUUUCCAUAAGUUACUAGAAAAUUAUUACAAAAAGCCUGAAUCUGUACAAUUUUAUUCCAGCCAGAAAACAACUGAUAAUCUGAAAUGUGUCAGAUGAUAAAUGUCUUUUUUUCUGUACCCAUACUAUUAUGUCUGCAAAUACCUUCUCAAGCUCUUCCUUUUGAGCAGUUUUUAAGUGGCUCUAUGGCUCUAUUCAAGCUGUAUGUACAGACUGAAUGUGAAGUCAGCAUGAAAAGAUAAUGCAUGGUGAGAAGCUAUUGUUUUAUAGGAUAUAUUAUAUAUUUAUAUGUUUAGGCCAUGAAUGAAUGUAUCACAGAAUGUGUUUGUGACACUUUACUUAAGCUGUAACAAAACUGACUCAUUUCAUGAAAAAAAAAAAAACAACAUUGCUUUCCUUCAUGCGUCGCGGAGGGAACCAAGAAAAUUAUUGCUUGCCCUGAAGACUUUUCUCUGUAUGUAUCUUUCAACAUGCUUCAGUUUUAUCAAUGCUACGUUUUGUAUUUUCAAGCAAGUAUAAACACUGCAAUAAAAAGAUGUAGGUUUUUAAAAA
Messenger RNA from Arvicanthis niloticus (Nile rat), 4795 nucleotides. Lineage: Eukaryota; Metazoa; Chordata; Mammalia; Rodentia; Muridae. The record is from RefSeq and is a predicted model, not a curated record.